This is a messenger RNA of Pisolithus orientalis, 984 nucleotides long. RefSeq lists its product as uncharacterized. The transcript has 3 exons. Bases 1 to 984 code for a protein of 327 amino acids. The record is from RefSeq and is a predicted model, not a curated record. Lineage: Eukaryota; Fungi; Basidiomycota; Agaricomycetes; Boletales; Pisolithaceae.
AUGUCAUCUAACCCCAACAACUUACCUCCCAAUGUUGGCAUCCUGGCUGAUGAUCUCAUGCAUGCCACCUCCAUCCUCCAGCUCUUGCUGGGAUCAUCACAGGGAGACACUGAGUCGAGAAAUGCACUGUUAGUGUGUCUGGGGUUUCUUAUGGGCCCACUGCCAGCUCCUCUGGCUCCCAAAUCUCAAGCCAUAUCCUCUCCUGCACUACCAGUCAACACUCCUCCCAUUGAUGUCAGUCAAGACAAACUGGCUCCCACAACUACCACUGCCCUGGUUGACCACACCCCUGCAGAGCCCAUGCCUGUGACUGUUGUCAUCCAGGGACUGGACCCCAGCCCUGCUCUUGACCUCCCAACCUUUGACAUGCUCCCAGAUGCUCCAUCAUCCACAUCCAUGUCCACUGUCAUGCCUUCUCAUACACCCUCUCCCUUGCUCCUGGGUCCCUUGGACCCUCCAUCUCCUCUCACACCAACUGUUUUGCCCAAUUGUCCAGCCUCUGUCCCAGAUGCUGCCACACCUGCAGAUCCUACCAUGCCCACCUGCCAGGCACUUGACACUUCUGAGCCUGGCCUGGAUCGUCUUCCUGCUGACUCUCCCUUGACUGGCCACAUGUCCCUUGAUCAUCCUUCAAAUGACUUGGUGCAGUCCCAAGCUUGGGUCCAGGUGCUUUGCACAGGCUCUACUCCUCCCACUCUCACUCCUCCUCAGUACCCUGCCAAACCCAUUGUCAAAAUCACCCAAAGGCUGACUCAUGCUUUGAAACAUUCUUGCAUCAAGUCUCCUUCUCCCAGUCUGACUCCUCCUCCUUCAACUUCUGGUGCAUCCUCUUCUAACUCAGUGCCAACUUCAUCAACUUCUAGUUCCCCUCCUUCACUGCCUUCACUUUCCAAUGCUGAGAUGCUGGUUGUGCUUUGCAAAGCCCUUUGCACCAUGACUGAAGUGUUAGACCAGGCCUCAAAGGGCCAUGUCACAUCCAAGUAG